Acipenser ruthenus (sterlet) is the source of this 948-nucleotide messenger RNA. Its product is annotated as heat shock protein beta-11-like. The transcript has a single exon. Gene Ontology annotation, biological process: protein refolding; response to heat. Lineage: Eukaryota; Metazoa; Chordata; Actinopteri; Acipenseriformes; Acipenseridae. The record is from RefSeq and is a predicted model, not a curated record. Gene Ontology annotation, molecular function: protein folding chaperone. The coding region runs from base 181 to 789 and encodes 202 amino acids.
GUUCAGGAACUCCCAGUGUGAGGGUAUAAAAGCUAUGAGCUCUGACUGCUGAGACAGACUCAAACUAGCACAUCAGAAGCUACAAAGACUGAGAUCUUAUAGCAAGAGGCUACAAGACUCCAGGAAUACUCAAAGAAUUUGCAGUGCUCUCGUGUGUUCCAGCCUUCCUUCUGCACACCAAUGGCUUUCCACUGGCCAGUGCCAGUGCGCACACUGUGGCCAGAGACACGCUCCAUCUUCAUUCAGAUGGAGAAUGACAUCCUGAGACAAAUGGAGGAAAUGCAGAGAAGUAUGGACUUCAUGGAUCAAGUUCAUCAGCUGAUCUUUAAAAAGAUUGAGGCUAUUGCUCAAGGCACUAAGCUUUUUGAUGCCAAGCCAAUCCCCUAUAAGACAGAGAAGGAAGGAAACCGCUUUGCUCUGACGCUGGAUACCAAAGACUUUUCACCCGAAGAGCUGACCGUGAAACAGGUGGGACGGAAACUGCGAGUGACCGGAAAGCAUGAAGAGAAAGAGGACGAUGGAAAAGGUGGCUACGCCUUCAAAUACCAGGAGUUCAGACAGGAAUUGGAGCUGCCACAAGAUGUGAACCCUGAUGAGGUGACCUGCUCCUUGUCCAACGGGCAGCUACAGAUUGAAGCGCCAUGUCUGGCACUGCCUGCUGUGACUGAGAGAACUGUUCCCAUCAAUACCGACCCUGCUGUGAAGACCCAGCCAGAGAGGAGCACAGAGGAACAGGAAAUCACCAGCAGCACAGAGAAAGAACAGCAGGUGGAAAAACAAGAAGUUUGAACGGACUGGUGAUAUCUAAUGCUACUGCUUUUGUCUCUAUUUUUAUUAGUAAGAUAUAUAUAUAUAAACAAACACAGAGUCUUUUAAUACUGACUAAAUCAUUGUCAGACAAAAUGUUUAAAAAAACGUUGUUUUUUUAAAUAAAUAUACAUUUUGUUU